Messenger RNA from Alternaria burnsii, 891 nucleotides. RefSeq lists its product as uncharacterized. Bases 1 to 891 code for a protein of 296 amino acids. The record is from RefSeq and is a predicted model, not a curated record. The transcript has 2 exons. Lineage: Eukaryota; Fungi; Ascomycota; Dothideomycetes; Pleosporales; Pleosporaceae.
AUGGCUAUGAUCAUUGAUGCAACUGCAAAAUAUGGAAUACGAGGAGCCAUCAAAUCUCUGCUAUCGCCACAGAGCACGUCGAGCAAUUGCAACGAAAGAUCUACUCCGCAAUACGUAUGCGCACGCAAGAGAUACGAAAGCGGAAGAAAGGGACGAAUAUGUGUUUAUCAGGUCGGCGAUGAACGUACAGACAGUGGCGGACGCAAAGUCAGGCUAUACACCAAUGUAGAAGGUGCCAAUCUCGACAAAGACGAGCGACAAAGUUUCAUCGGCAUUGAGCAUACUGGUAACUACAAAAUGAGCAGCAGCACGAGGCACAAAAAGGGCCGAACCCCGCCAACGCCAGAUAGAGGGACAAAAAGCAAAGUAGACUUACAGAGGCUAGAUUUCAAACCUUGCGAUCUAAGCGACGACGGCUCUGACAGGCGUUCUAAGAGCGACGGCACGGCUCCGUCUCAAGCUAAGGGAUUAAGCUCAAGCUCGAACAAAGAGUCCACCGAGUCAUCGGACCUGAUCUUCGGCACAAGCUUCGAGAUGGCAUCGCGAAGGAAGCUACGAGCGGGUAGCAUGAACGAUCGCAUUGCGCCAGACAUGCAUGAGUUCGCAUCACACCUUAUACGCGAUCAUCCGCUAGGCGAGGCCGAACAGAAGAAGGAAGCACGUAGCUCAUCUCACAAGUCAAACACUUUGAAUCUCAAAAAUCUCCCAUCCGGCCUCAGCGGAGCGCAGAAGCCGCAAUCUGUUGCAAAGAUUGCCUUGGAACAGGUUUCUAUUGAUAUGCUUGGAGUAGUCCAUGCUCAGACCAGUGCGCCAUCCUAUCGCUCCAUACCAACGGUCACACCUGGUACCCCUCCUUACAUACCAGACAAGGGCGAAUUGGAUCAGAAGUAG